AGGAGCUGCUCAUUUCACUGCCUGCAGCGCUGAGACAUUAGGCUGAAUUAACAGAGAUUGUGAGUCUUGGUGUGGAAAACGUGGUUGUGAUUUUAGAGAAGCUGCAGCCUCAGCAGAGACCUGACUGAUCAAGAUGCUGAAAAAACUCCUGAAAUAUCUUCGUACUGACAAAGCCGGCCCCCCCGGGGCAGUCAUCGGGAUGCUCGGCUUCGUUUAUUAUCUGAACGGCAUUGUUUGCACGGGCAAAGGCCAAACUUUUGAAUGCAAUGAAAUCAUGGCUGUGCCAUUCUUCUUAGUGUUCUUCUUAAUGCUCCUGAUAGAUCAGACAUUUCGGAGCGCAGCGAAACACGCAGACACGUUUUUGUGUCUUGUAGUGAAGCGCGUUAUCAGAGCGAUUUUAAUCGGUCUGCUGUGGGUCGUAGCUAUGUUGCUUUUUACAAACUGGUAUGGCUGCUGCAAGACUGAUGAAGAAACGAGCAAACUUUUCCACAUAUCUGAGACCCUCACAGAAGAAGAAGAAGCUCAAAAAGCUGAAAUGAUAAUCAAGUCAAAGCUCAUCGGUUAUUCUCUGCUCCUGGGUAUGACUGUUGUAGCUUUCCUUGUGACGUGGAGUGGAUGGAGAAAAUACUUUAUAAACAAAUUCAGUUGUUGCAACAAGAAAACUUUUUAUUACAAACUGAUUCUGGAAGAGGAGAAAAAGGUUCUGGAGGAGCUUCUGAGGAAUGAAGUCAAUGAGACCUUAACUAAAGAGAUUCAGAGCAACAUAAACAGGAAAGACUGGGACGGCUGUUUUAAUGUUGCUCAGCAAAUGAUCAAUAAAGCCAAAGAACAAAAACCAACAGCAACAAACGAGGACUUCAAGUGGAUCAGCGAGGGGAGCGCCACAGGAGGGGAGCAGGAUCAUGGAGCAGCACAUCAGCAGGCACAAAAUUAUGAGCUUCUUGCACUGGGACAAGGCACAAAAUUAUGAGCUUCAUGCAGUGACACAAGUUCUGUGUUUUCUGCCCAAUAAAGAUCAAAGACACAUUUGAUGAAUCUGCCUGAAAAGCAAAUAAAGUGACGCAGCUACAAAAACAAUGCAAAUGACCUCAAAGAGUUCCUGUCCAUCCAGCCUCCAUUUCCUGCUGCUGGUCCAGGUCCUCGGGACAGCAGAGACACCCUGACCUCCUUUUCCCUGCCACCUCCUCCAGCUCCUCUUGGAUGGCUUCUGCAAGUCAGCCGACAGAUGGAAGUUCUCGCUUUGUCAGACUGUACAAAGUGUCUGAUCUUUGCUGUUUGUAAUGAUAAAUCCAAAGAAAUGUUU
Messenger RNA from Archocentrus centrarchus (flier cichlid), 1303 nucleotides. RefSeq lists its product as uncharacterized. The coding region runs from base 134 to 970 and encodes 278 amino acids. The transcript has 6 exons. The record is from RefSeq and is a predicted model, not a curated record. NCBI's taxonomy places the organism in Eukaryota, Metazoa, Chordata, Actinopteri, Cichliformes, Cichlidae.